CGGAGAACUAGAACACCAUGGCAACGCUUGUAAGCAACAUACCACGAUACAUAUGUUUGCUCCGUGGCUGAUCCUUACCCUCCACUGUCAGCCGGGUUUGGAGUACGCACAUCUACAGCAGUAUCGUGUAUCACUUAUUUUGCAGCCCACUAAACAAACGAUGGACAUUAAGGAUAGUAGUGAGGACGAUGAAGCACAAAAUAUAUCAGCAUUUAGCCAAUUUGAUGAGAGUAUCGAGGUACGUAACGCCGAAGAAAUCAAGAGUCCUGUGAACACAGCUAUGUCGACAUUGAAACGAAGUCCAAAAAGUACCAGUAGCCACAGCUCACUGAAGAUUGGGGUUGGAAAUCUGCGAGGCAAUCUCAGUCCUCCACAACCUUCAAGAUAUUCGAACAAGCUUACGGACCACGUUGAACCGACAUCAUUUGGCAAGUCAAGCGCACUCAUGAAUGAUGUUUCCGAUAGUGAAGAGACGGAUGACGAUGAUAUACAAGGUGGAGUAACUAAAGGUUUCGAAACUUAUGACCCAAAGGAGUUCGAAGAUCUUCAUGUAUCAGCUGAAAUCAAAGAACUUUUCGAGAAUAUCAUAAGAUUCUCACCGCAGAAAAUCGACCUCGACUACAAACUCAUUCCAUUUGUGCCCGACUACAUUCCAGCGGUCGGUGAUAUUGACGCUUUUAUUAAAGUUCCGAAACCCGAUGGUACCGCUGAUAAAGUAGGGCUAGUCGUUCUGGAUGAGCCCUGCGCCAAUCAAUCGGAGCCGGCCGUUCUGCAUUUGCAGUUGCGAAGUUAUAGUAUAAGUUCUGGACCCGUCAAACAGGCAGUGAUCAAGCGGAUCGACGAUCCGGAAAAAAAUUCCAAGUCUAUUGAAAAGUGGAUCAACGAUAUGAACCAGUUGCACACAAAUAGGCACCCGCCGACAGUACGACUCUCGAAACCAACAGUUGACAUUGAUACGCUCAUGCAACAAUGGUCCGCAGAGGUAGACGAACGGUUGGAAAAUACUUCUGUUGAAUUGUCACAGCUAGAUUGUGACUUGCCCCGUCUCGUCGACAUCGCCUGUACCCUCGUCGAUAUUCCAGUCUACCCAGACGCUAGAAUGGAAGCGUUGCAUACGAUGUUCACCCUGUUUUUAGAAAUUAGAGAUCACCAAUAUUGAUCCUAUUGCAAUAGACAUU
Messenger RNA from Diprion similis, 1178 nucleotides. It is a transcript of the gene IFT46, whose product is annotated as intraflagellar transport protein 46 homolog. Lineage: Eukaryota; Metazoa; Arthropoda; Insecta; Hymenoptera; Diprionidae. Gene Ontology annotation, biological process: cilium assembly; intraciliary transport. The record is from RefSeq and is a predicted model, not a curated record. The transcript is spliced from 3 exons. The coding region runs from base 53 to 1159 and encodes 368 amino acids. Gene Ontology annotation, cellular component: intraciliary transport particle B; motile cilium; centrosome.